UGAAAGAGAACCUGUGUUAUAUGUCAGGUCUUAUUGAUACAGAGAUUAAUAAGACAUAGAUCCUGCUCUUGAGGAGCUCACAUUUUAAUGGGAAGGGCCACCACUUGAACAGUGAGAAUACCGUGGAGUGACUGCUAUGUCAGAAAUAUGUAGAAGGUGCUAUGGGACAGGGGGAACACAGAGCAUGGGUACCCAUCUUAGUGGGGUGCAGGAAAGGCUUUCCAGAAGACAUCACAUGUGAGCUGAAGAAUGAGUAAGGAUUAGCAUGGCAAAGAUAAAGGAAGAUGGAAGAGACAUAAGAGAAUUUGGGGUUUCGAGGGAAGUGCAAAUCAUUUAGGUUAGCUGGGAGAGGAGCGCUCAGAAACAAGGAGUGGUGGAAGAGAUGGCUUGUAAGAUAGAUAGGAAGCAGAUCAUAAAAGUCCCUCUAAGCCACAUGAAAGACUCAACUCUGAGAACUAUCCAGAGGUAUUGAGUUUCUCUAUUGUCCUGUUUGGAUUUAGGGAAGACUACUUUAGCUGCAGUGUGGAAGAUAGAUUGGAAGUAGGGUGACCAGUCAGGAGGCUAUUAUUGUAGUCCAGGUGAGAGAUGAUUAUGACUUGAGUUAGGGUAGUGGCAGUGGGAGGGAAUUCAAGAUCUGUUUAUGUGAUGAGAACAGUAGGAUCUGGGACUGGUUAGAUAUGGGGACAGUUUCUGGCUUGUGCUACUUGUGCUAUUCACUAGGAUGGAAAACACUGGGGACAGAAGAGGUUUGGAAGGAAGGUGAAGUUUAAGUUUGGAUAAGUUGAAUUUGAAGUAGUUGUGAUCAUUGAGGUAGGGAUAUCUGGUAGACAUUAAAUAUAUGAGUCUGAAGAUCAGGAGAAAAUUUAGGGUAGAGAUACAAGAUUGAGAGUCAGCAGGGGAAUUUAAGCCAUGGGAAUGGAUGAGAUAGCCCAAGGAGAAUGUGUAUACUGAAAAGGGCUAAGGGCUAAGGAUAUUCCUAUGGCCUGGUUCUUCACUUCAUUUGUAUCACAUCUUCGGAGAAGCUUUCCUUGACUAACAUAUGUAAAAUAUCACCCCAUCACUCUUUAUUCAUUUACCCUGCUUUUAUUUGGUAACACAUUACUAUCCCAUACUGUGUUAGGUAUAUAACCCAUUGGCUUUUUGGCUACUCUCAGAUAUUUACAAUAGUUUAAUCAACAGGCAUUAAAAAGUUCAACCAUUCAAAAUUAAAAAUUCUAUUUCACAUUCAAUUUAAAGCUUCUCUUUCAGCCUUCAACCUCCAGUGCAGCUUGACUAAAGAGCCCACAGAUCUCCAAUGAAGAAAAGUGACUUGGUCUGUUCUUUCACUCUCCUGGCUCCACUUCCUCCCCCACUUGCUCUGCAGCUUCUGGCUCCUCCAGUGUUGAGGAUCCUUAUUCUUCUGCUAGAGUUGCCAGAUACACUCUGAGGAAACCACCUGGCCCAUAGACAACAUGGUCCCUAGGAAGUCUAGACCUCUUUCUUUGUUCUGCUGCUGUGAACAACUUUAAUCAGCCUUCUGCCUUCAGAUUUCUUCAGGCAACUCUGGGGUAGCUCUCCUGGCCUGGUAGCUUUGAAGAAAGAAGAGUAGAAGGAAAAACUAGAAUAAGUCAUGUCGGAGAUACUUGACCUCUCUUUUCUGUCUGAGGUGGAAAGGGAUUUGAUCCUCAGUGUUCUACAACGAGAUGAGGAGCUCCGAAAAGCAGAUGAGAAAAGGAUUAGGCGACUGAAGAAUGAGUUACUGGAGAUAAAAAGGAAAGGGGCCAAAAGGGGCAGCCAACACUAUAGUGAUCGGACCUGUGCCCGGUGCCAGGAGAGCCUGGGCCGUUUGACUCCCAAGACCAACACUUGUCGGGGUUGUAAUCACCUGGUGUGUCGGGACUGCCGCAUCCAGGAAAGCAAUGGUACUUGGAGAUGCAAGGUGUGCGCCAAGGAAAUAGAGCUGAAGAAGGCAACUGGAGACUGGUUUUAUGACCAGAAAGUGAAUCGCUUUGCUUACCGCACCGGCAGUGAGAUAAUCAGGAUGUCCCUGCGCCGCAAACCUGCAGUGAAUAAAAGAGAGACAGUGGGACAGUCCCUCCUUCAUCAGUCACAGAUGGGCAAUAUCUGGCCAGGAAGAAAGAUCAUUCAGGAGCAACAGAAGGAACCCAGUGUGCCAUUUGAAGUCCCCAAGCUGAAAAGUGGAAAGAGUGCUCUGGAGGCUGAGAGUGAGAGUCUGGAUAGCUACAUGGCUGACUCGGAUAGCACGUCCAGGAGAGACUCUCUGGAUAAAUCUGGCCUCUUUCCAGAAUGGAAGAAGAUGUCUACCCCCAAAUCUCAAGUAGAAAAGGAAGCUCAGCCUGGGGGUCAAAAUGUAGUAUCUGUGGAUGAGGGUGAAAUGAUAUUCAAGAAGAACACCAGAAAAAUCCUCAGGCCUUCAGAGUACACUAAAUCUGUGAUUGAUCUUCGCCCGGAAGAUGUGGGGCAUGAAAGUGGCUCCUUGGGAGACAGAAGCAAAUCUGUCCCAGGUCUCAGUGUGGAUAUGGAAGAGGAAGAGGAAGAAGAAGACAUUGACCACCUGGUGAAGUUGCAUCGUCAGAAGCUAGCCAGAAGCAGCAUGCGAAGUGGCUCUUCCAUGAGUACGAUUGGCAGCAUGAUGAGCAUUUAUAGCGAAGCUGGCGAUUUCGGGAACAUCUUUGUGACUGGCAAGAUUGCCUUUUCCCUGAAGUAUGAGCAGCAAACACAGGCUCUGGUCAUUCACGUGAAGGAGUGCCACCAUCUGGCCUAUGCUGACGAAGCCAAGAAGCGCUCGAACCCAUACGUGAAGACUUAUCUUCUGCCUGACAAAUCCCGCCAAGGAAAAAGAAAAACCGGCAUCAAGCGGGACACCAUUAAUCCGCUAUAUGAUGAGAUCCUCAAAUAUGAGAUCCCAGAAUCUCUCCUGGCCCAGAGGACUUUGCAGUUCUCGGUUUGGCAUCAUGGUCGUUUUGGCAGAAACACUUUCCUUGGAGAGGCAGAGGUCCAGAUGGAUUCCUGGAAGCUUGAUAAAAAACUGGAUCAUUGCCUCCCUUUACAUGGAAAGAUCAGUGCUGAGUCCUCGACUGGCUUGCCAUCACACAAAGGCGAGUUGGUGGUUUCAUUGAAAUACAUCCCAGCCUCCAAACUCCCUGUUGGAGGUGACCGGAAAAAGAGUACAGGUGGGGAAGGGGGAGAGCUCCAGGUGUGGAUCAAAGAAGCCAAGAAUCUGACGGCCGCCAAAUCAGGAGGGACUUCAGACAGCUUUGUGAAGGGAUACCUCCUUCCCGUGAGGAACAAGGCCAGUAAGCGUAAAACUCCUGUGAUGAAGAAGACCCUGAAUCCCCACUACAACCAUACAUUUGUCUACAAUGGUGUGAGGCUGGAAGAUCUCCAACACAUGUGCCUGGAACUGACUGUGUGGGACCGGGAGCCCCUGGCCAGCAAUGACUUCCUGGGCGGGGUCAGGCUGGGUGUUGGCACUGGGAUCAGUAAUGGGGAAGUGGUGGACUGGAUGGACUCGACUGGGGAAGAAGUAAGCCUAUGGCAGAAGAUGCGACAGUACCCAGGGUCUUGGGCGGAAGGGACUCUGCAGCUCCGUUCCUCGAUGGCCAAGCAGAAGCUGGGCUUGUGAGCCCCUAUCCUUCUCUGCAGCUCCAGCCCUGUCUAGGGCAAGUCAGAGGAAGCGAAGAAACCAAGGGUGAAGAUUUAUAAUUUAGUGUGUGUGUAUGUGUGUGUGUGUGUGAUAUAUGUGUGUGUAUAAACGUGUAUUUCUACAAAUCUCAUUAUGCUAGAGUGAUGUAGACUUCCAUCCCUUUUUAAAGCAGGCUUGAAAAUAAGCGUCUCUUCAAAAUGUUUUUAUUUGUGCAUAAACUAUAUAUUUUCAGAGUCCAUGUUUCUUAUAUCUUUAUGAGAUUUAAUUAACUUAUCUUUUAAAACAACUUUUUAUCACCUGUCUUGCUAUCCUGGUUCCUCCUUCCCCAGGAAGCCCCAGCUGCCUUUGGCACUCAUACUGGUCUGUGUGUUUCAAGGUGUGCCUGGUCUGAGGCCAAGGCUCCGGGAAACAGGGGUGGGUUACAGAAGAUGGGGUGGAAGACAAGAUGGGAGAGAGGUGAGUAGGUCCAUCCUUUCUUCUCCAAUUUAUGCUUUUAACUCCAUUUCUACCUUCACACAUUUCUGGAACUUGGCUUUUAACUCUUCUUGUUUGUAGCAGUUUCCACCUUGCUUGGGUCGAAUGGUUUUCUUGGAAAUGCUAAGAAAAUGUCUAAGUUGCUUCCCGUUCUGAACACCUUCCCUAGACCUUUGGGGAACCCUUAUAACAGAGCUGCUUUAGAAGAGCACUUUAAUUAGAUAAUGGCCUUUGGACUGGGUCAUGGGCAUGCCCAGUAAGGGCUUCUCAGUGGUCUCCCAGCCCAUGCUGAAUUCUUUGCAUUUUAAACUGAUACAGCGGUUGUUAAAGAGCUCCUAAUUUCUCUAAUGAAAGACAAGACGUCUUCACUCUCACGUACCACACUUUUCUUAGCGUUUGUGUCCGCCAUAUGUUACCACCCAGAAUAGGGUCUACAUGCUGUUAUGUCAGCCAGAAUGGCCACGUAUGGUCUAAACCAGUCCAGUGUUUCUUCAGGCUGGGCACUGCUGGUGUCCAAGAGAGUGUGUUCAGAGAAUCUUCCAGGUUUUCUGACUUCCUUCUUGAAGUGGUUUCGGUUCCUAUUUUUUCUGUUGUUUCCUAAAGUUGACCUAGAUGUAACCUGGGUGUGCUGGGUUGAGACCUUUCUAAGAAGGGUCUAGCGAUCUCAGGUUCAUUUUCUGAAACUCACUGUCCCAAACUGACCUUCUUAUUCUCACAGUUUUAUCUGCACAAAGUCAUUUGUAAAAGGAGUCUGUACCGGAGAAGAAAUCCCUUUCAGUAGAGUUGGCUGCUAGCGGACUCUCCUGUAAGGCUACUGGAUUGAAGGUGGCCACUGCAGUUUUCUGUUGUAUGUGUGAAGUGAACGGAAGAGUGUUUUAAAAAGGUUUAUUCGGUGUGGAUUGAUAUUGUAAUGGAAGGCAUAACUUGGGAUCCUGGACUGUCACUUGCUCCUUUGUUCUCCACCCCCUGAAAUGUGUGUGUGCUUCAAUAAAGCUUUCUUCCUUGUCAA
Molecule: messenger RNA, 5129 nt
Organism: Balaenoptera musculus (blue whale)
Lineage: Eukaryota; Metazoa; Chordata; Mammalia; Artiodactyla; Balaenopteridae
Gene: SYTL4
Product: synaptotagmin like 4
Exons: 18
Coding region: 1610-3625 (671 amino acids)
Biological process (GO): intracellular protein transport; exocytosis
Cellular component (GO): exocytic vesicle; plasma membrane
Molecular function (GO): neurexin family protein binding; phospholipid binding; small GTPase binding
Source: RefSeq, a predicted model, not a curated record